CUUUGGUGAGCUUUUUUUUCUCCCUUGUGGUUUCAGUCAAACUCUUGUGUACUAACACCAUGUUGCAUUAAGAUUGUGACUGGUGGUAAUGUUAAACGGUGCAUUAGAGGCUUCAAACUGUUAAUAUGGGUGCCUGGAUGUGCUGUUGGAUUUUAUGCCUUUCUUCUGUACUAACUACUCACUCAUUCGUCUUGACUCAGUCUCCAGGACUCACACUCGUCUCAGUCGGUGGUUCUGUAGAGUUAAGAUGUAUAUCUGAGCAGCUUGUUAGAUACUGCUUUACCUCUGCUGCAUGGAAAAAGAUGAAUCUACGGACUGGAAAACUCACGACAGUGAAUAGUAGCUAUGAGAAUAAUGUCCUUCAGCCUGAUGGUAAAACCUGUGUUUUGACUCUCAAACACGUAACCAAGACAGAUUCAGGCUUGUACUAUUGCAUGAGCAGAUUUAAUGACAUGGCUGUCGUCGGCAAUGGGAGCAGGGUGAUCGUUAAAGAUCGAUCUGAACCAAAACUCUCCAUCUUAUACACACCACAUGAACCUGAUUCUCCAUCGGUAUCACUGCAGUGUCUCGUGACUGAACUUGUCCCGUCUCAGGUGCGUGUGUUCUGGAUGAUUGGACAGAAGGAGCGAGCUGGAUGGACCGAGUCCGGCUGGACAGACAACACUGAUUCAGCCACAGAAUUCACUCGAGCUCAUCUCUCUGUUUCUGAAGAGGAGUGGAAUAAAGCCGGUGAAAUUCAGUGUUUUGCUGAAAAUGAGGGAAAGAACCUCUCCAAAACUCUGAACCGAAGCGGACUGACUCAAAGACCUCUGUGGAUUGUGUACUGUGGCUGCGGGGCAGUAUUGCUGAUUGUAGCCGUGGUCUUCUCUGUUUGUUUAUGCCAAGGCAAACAGAGUACAGGGAAUGAAGACAUUUCAUCUGUAAAGUUUUACCCUGUGGAUCCAAUCAGUUUAGGGGUGAAUUUAAGUCCAGCAAAACAAUAAAGGUAAAAUUUAAAUUUGUAAAUGCUUUUUAAUUAUAUUUGAUAUGAGAAACAGUCAAUCGUUAAGAACACUCUGAUGUUUCCUUCAGAUAUUGUUUCCUUUAUUUCAGGGCACCACUGGAGAUCAGUGUUAUUAAAAUGAAUGUUAUACUCUGUCUAACAAUUACUAAAAAUGACAAUAUAUUACAUUAAAAUUAGCAUCCUCCAUGUUUAUGAUGAUGAUGGUACACCAAUUAAUGUACUCUCUGAUCUGACUUUCUUUAAGCUCUGUGGAUGAACAAACAUCUUUCAUACUUAAUAUAGAGUUGUUCUUGAGUCAAAAUUAUAUGAAUAAUCUAUAUUAUUGUAUGAUUAUGUCUUCUCUUAUUCCCAAAUAAAGUGUAUUUUUUCUUCUUUUUUAUUAUUCCUUUACUCGUUUGGAAUGGAAAUUACUUUGUUAGGAAGCAAAAGGGAUUGAACUUUUAUUCUGGUGCAGUUUAGAGGCGUUACGUUUGAUUAUGAGCAUGCACAAAUGAGAUAUGGGAUUGGGAGCUAUAGAUUUGAGCAGAAUUUUCAGUAAAUAACAACUUAUUUCACUCUGUUCAGUAGCUUAUAUAACACUUUAGAUCAGGGAACAUUAUUAACUAGUUGCUUUGCAUUCAUUUUACUAGCAUGUUGGCUGCAAGAGGAAAAUUAGAAUUUUAUUGAGGGAAAAUGCUUAAUAGUGAAAAUGUGCUUCGUAAUCUAAAGUGUUAACAUUUAUUCUUGACAUAUACAGUAUACAGCCUAUAGAAAACAAGAUUUAGUUUUUGUUUUUCUCAUAAUUUCCAAAUGUGGAAAGAAACAUGUCAGCAAAACUUGAGGAGUGAUCCUUAGCAGGGCCGUGCAGAGACCUUUGGAGGGGCAGGUGCUCAAAGUAUAAAAGGGGCACAUGGAACAAGGUUUU
Carassius auratus (goldfish) is the source of this 1907-nucleotide messenger RNA. RefSeq lists its product as uncharacterized. Bases 126 to 983 code for a protein of 285 amino acids. The transcript is spliced from 6 exons. Lineage: Eukaryota; Metazoa; Chordata; Actinopteri; Cypriniformes; Cyprinidae. The record is from RefSeq and is a predicted model, not a curated record.